Messenger RNA from Suillus bovinus, 2046 nucleotides. Its product is annotated as histidine phosphatase superfamily. The coding region runs from base 209 to 1837 and encodes 542 amino acids. Lineage: Eukaryota; Fungi; Basidiomycota; Agaricomycetes; Boletales; Suillaceae. The transcript is spliced from 11 exons. Gene Ontology annotation, molecular function: acid phosphatase activity. The record is from RefSeq and is a predicted model, not a curated record.
UUGAUUGAUUAUCACCAUGUUAAUAUCCAUCAUGAUGCACGUUGGGGAACGAAAUUACAGUGGUUAUCGGAGUUACCCAAAAGGAAAAGAGGAAUUGCCAGCAGCACUGUGUACUGUGGGGGCACAUGCGAUGAUCGUUAAACGUUUAUGAUGCACUCCCUACAGAAUUUUUUGGACCACGUUCUUAGACUCCCCGCCAUUGAUCAUAAUGAUCGCGCAUAUCUGCUAUAAAUUAUGCGUUCUGCUAUUCGCUCUACCGUUCUGCAUCGCAGAGUCGGCAUCCAGCUAUGCAGGAUCAACCAUUGUUGAUUCUUAUCCUCCCCCCAGUGCUACUAGCGACCCUUCUGUCGACGCUUACUUCCCAGAUGGAUCUCAAGUUGGUUAUCCAGGUCCAACGCCUACUGGUGCUGAACCUGCGGCCAUUGUCACGGCUAUCCCGUUCGCUAAGGUCGAAAACGCAUUUCCCUUGUCAAGGCCCAAAGCAGCAGGCGGCGCAGACACCAAUUUCAAUGUGAUGCGUCACUGGGGCAACUUGGCCCCCAUGUACUCUGUGGAGUCAUUUGGUCUUCCUGAUGCAUGCCCCAUCAUCCCAGAAGGGUGUGGCAUCAACGCGGUACAUCUCUUGAUGCGCCAUGGCGCCCGCUAUCCAACAUCUGGCGAGGGAGUUGCUGAAUUUGCCUCAGAAAUCCAUGCUGCUGCAUCGAAAGAAGGCUUCGAUGUCACAGGUGAUUUGGAAUUCUUGGCAACCUGGACGUAUAAGUUGGGUGCGGAGAUUUUGACGCCUUAUGGUCGCGACUCGCUCAACGGAGUUGCCUUCCGCUACAGAUAUGGCGAGUUGCUUAACGCCUUCACGGACCUCCCAGUAUUUCGUACCACUUCUGAGGAUCGCAUGUUGGAUUCUGCCCUGAACUUUGCUGCCGGAUUUUUUGGCCUCAAAACUUACGAGACCGACUAUCACCAGGAGAUUAUCAUCGAGGAGAACAACUUCAACAACACCCUCGCUCCUUAUGAUGUGUGCCCCAACGUCAAUACGGAGGACGUUGGUAACUUCGGUGGCAUUCAGGGUCAGAAAUGGGCGGAUAUCUAUCUGAAACAUGCUCGGAAGCGCUUGCAACCAAUGAUUCAAGGAUUUAAUUUGACUACCUCACGAUUGAUCGACAUGCAAGAAAUGUGCGCCUAUGAGACCGUAGCUCUCGGAUAUUCCAAGUUUUGUGACCUCUUCACUGAGAAAGAAUGGGAAGGAUACGAGUAUUACACCGAUCUUAAUUUUUGGUACAGCAGCGGACCAGGCAAUCCAACAGCAGCAGCGCAGGGUCUUGGCUGGGUUCAAGAACUAGUGUCGCGUCUCACUCACACUCCCAUCAAUGUCUGGAACAGCAGCACCAACGGCACUCUCGAUUCGAACAACAUCACAUUCCCCCUCAAUCAACCGAUAUAUGUUGACGCUACCCACGACACCGUUAUUUCCAGUAUCGUCACUACUCUGAACUUCACCAGUCUAGCUGCAAAUGGUCCUCUGCCAACCAACCAUAUACCCCCUCACCGUUCUUACAUUGCUAGUCAGAUUGCACCCUUUUCCAGCCAGCUUGUAGCGCAAGUACUCAGUUGCCCAGCCUCAGAGGAGCCAACUCAUAUCCGGUUCCUUCUAAAUGAUGGCGUGGUGCCACUGACGGGCAUCCGUGGUUGCAAGAAAGAUUCGAACGGUCUCUGCGCACUGCCCAGUUUCAUCAGCGCAAUGCAUGAACGAAUUGGGCAGAUCGACUAUGCGCAUGAUUGCUUCGUCAAUUAUACCAUGCCCGAUCCCGACAAUAUCAUCGAUGGAAGAUAUCCUAGUUAAAAGGAUGAUUGGGUAAACAGUCGUAUAUACUCUCAAGUUUCCACCUACGGGCGAUCAACCUAAAGAUUCACCCGAACAUUAAAUAAAUUUAAUCAAAUUAAUUUCAAGGCGAGAAAAAAGAGGGAUCACACUUGUGCCGGCGGACACUUGUCUAGCAACGAGCCCGUAGACUUACAACUUGAAACUCUCCAUUAUAUGGCUGGCACGGG